AUGAUGGAGGUACCGAAGCAUAUGGAGAAGUUUGUCACGGCUAUGCAGCAAGUUUAUCACUUCCCUAUGGCUGUAGACGACAAGCUUGACUGGAAACCACCGCCUUUGAAGCAAGGCCAAGGCCAUCAGGGACGAUAUCUCUGGACCGAUGCCUUUGGCGUCCUCAACUUCAUCACCCUUUUCGUCGAAACAAAACAACCUCAUUUCCUAGUCCUAGCCGCAAUCCUCGUUGAAACAGUACACGACACACUUGGCCGAACGCGAGAUUCGUCUGCCCGGCUACCAGGAGCUUCGGACCAGACUCCGCUUGCUGGUGGACUGCGCAUAGGCAAGACUAAAGCCGCUGGAGCCGAUGGAGACGGACAGUAUCAUCACUACCUCACCAUGUGGAUGUUUGCGCUCAAUCGACUUUCCAUUGCGACGGGCGAAUCGAGUUACAACGACCAGGCUGUGGCAUUAGCAAAAGCAGUACACCCUGCAUUUGUAUAUCAGCGAGAUGCUCCAUUUCCACGUAUGGUCUGGAAGAUGUCGAUGGACCUAUCUCAUCCCCUGUGCCGUGGUGAAGGUAACCUAGACCCGAUAAAUGGUCUCAUUACUUAUCGCGUACUUCAAGAAACUUGCAGUAACCCGAGCAUAUUACAAGACGAGAUCCAUGACUACCAGAGGAUAGUCGACCAGAAAUGGAAAAGCUAUACCUCCUCAGAUACUUUGGAUCUUGGAAUGGCACUUUGGGUUGCUCACUGGUACUCUGAUCAACUCGAGUGCGCAACGGGACUCGCAGACGCCGCUAUCCGUGAUAUGCGAAGGGUGUUCCACGAAACACACUAUCUAGAUGUGCCGAUCACCCAGCGCCUGGCUUUUAGAGAAUUUGGAACGUGUCUGGGUAUUGGAGUCCACUCGACCGAUGAUCUGAAUCCUAUCGCCAAACAGAUAGUUGCAGCCUGGGAGGAAGCGGGCAGAGUACCCAUACCGAUCUACAAUCCCGAAUGGGAGAGUCUCGAAUCGAUCGAUCUUGUCAUGUAUGCUGCAGCAGUGUGUCCGGGGGCCUUCAAAAAGAAUUAUCUGCAUUAA
Molecule: messenger RNA, 1071 nt
Organism: Aureobasidium namibiae CBS 147.97
Lineage: Eukaryota; Fungi; Ascomycota; Dothideomycetes; Dothideales; Saccotheciaceae
Exons: 3
Coding region: 1-1071 (356 amino acids)
Source: RefSeq, a predicted model, not a curated record